This is a messenger RNA of Echinostoma caproni, 1176 nucleotides long. The record is from the annotation of a GenBank genome assembly. Lineage: Eukaryota; Metazoa; Platyhelminthes; Trematoda; Plagiorchiida; Echinostomatidae.
AUGCUAGCCAAACAUACCCUAUCCGCUUCGAAAGGCGUGUCGAAACAGGAAUCACCUAUAGACCUAUGGACUACAGUUGGAAUGCCUAAUUAUCCUCAUUGGCCGAUUGAGGUUCAAGUGAUUUUUGAAGGGUUCUACGACAGUGAAAAAGAAAUGGACUGGAUUACAGUGGAUGCAUCCGUCAACUUGAUCUUUCGCUUUGGCUGGUCUUGGCGUCACAAAGCCUGUCCGUCCGAUACAUUAAUCUCUCCGCACCAAACCUCCGUCCCAUUAGUCUGUCAUCAUCCUUCUCGUGGACCUGAUCAUUCUUCCUCCGCAGUUUCCAGCGCUUUGAGCGAUUGUAGAUUCUGUCCGCUGGAUGUGAUCGAGCAAGCCAAAUGGAUAACUUCUGGUAGCCGUUUGAGCAGUGGUCAGUUGGAGCUUAGAGUCACCUCCGUAGAACGUCGAUGUCCAAAGCGUCGGGAUACCAUUCGCACUUCUAAUCCGUCGAAUAGUGGCUUUGCAAGCACCAACUCCACAACUGAUCGUGAUCACCUAAUGUCGGAUAGUACUAUGUCGAAAAACAAACAAGGGCUUAGUGGUGCUUCUUAUCCAGUGCACUAUAUGACUGCUCCGCUACCGCUCUCAGAAUCGGUGCUGUAUAUUGCGAUAACUGAAUUCACAUUUCUCCUUCUACAGGUUCCACUCAUCAGUUUCAACCAUUUCUCCUCACUCCCGGUCUAUACGAACUGCGGUUGGGCGUGGACCACGGCCUGUCUUCCUUCUCCCAGACCUCAGACGAGAGGCGGGGCCCCNGUCCCCAAUGGAUCUGGGAUUGAGAACGGGUCACAUGAAACAGCGAGUACCACAGACAGUUUAGCUACCAGUACCUCAGAUUUUCCACUAGGCACAGCUUGUUCCUCGGACGAGGUGUCUAGCUUGACUAGCCAAGCUAGUGGAGCUACAUCUGGCCGGGUCGAGUGGCGUCGCGUUCGUUUUCCACGGGCCUCGGACGCAUUGGAUGAGUACAAUCGUUGGCCUAGCCUCAAAUUUCGUGUAGUAUGGCAUGGGGAAGCUACUCGAAGUGAGCCCAGUGAACCCACAGUCCCAAUUCCCAUUCGUAAUGGACCCUUGAUCAACGAAGUCAAAGAUAGCCGAGCAUCGGUCGUUAAAUGUACGUUAGCGCUUCAUGAUUGA